Molecule: messenger RNA, 3091 nt
Organism: Anguilla anguilla (European eel)
Lineage: Eukaryota; Metazoa; Chordata; Actinopteri; Anguilliformes; Anguillidae
Gene: cptp
Product: ceramide-1-phosphate transfer protein
Exons: 2
Coding region: 267-923 (218 amino acids)
Biological process (GO): intermembrane lipid transfer; ceramide transport
Cellular component (GO): membrane; cytosol; cytoplasm
Molecular function (GO): ceramide 1-phosphate transfer activity; ceramide 1-phosphate binding
Source: RefSeq, a predicted model, not a curated record
GUUGGGCGACAUACAUGCUGUCCCAGUCUCUGGUCCCAACACAAUUGCUCGCCGCACCUGACCACAGACCACCGUGAUGCUAAGAGACGGACAUUAAUGUAAAUGGCUGGCAAGGACGGGCUUGUUUUGUGGUAUCAUAUUUAAUAAAGUAUAGUUUGAGCUAAAUUCACAAAAAAUCUAAUUAGGCUUGACCUUAUUUCUAGCCAUCUAUAUAAGAGGAAAUACGGUAAUCCCAUUUUCCUCUAACUUUCUGCUUCCUCUAAACCAUGGCCGAUGCCGUAAUGUCAGAGGAACAGAAAUUUUCUUUGAAAGAAGUGCUUGACACUUUUCAGUCAUGUCUCACAGAAAAUAAGGAGGUGAAAAUCGAUCAAUAUGUGGCUGGAUGGCGCGGACUUGUGAGGUUUAUGAACAGCCUGGGGAGCGUCUUUUCCUUCAUAUCCAAGGACGCGGUCAGCAAGAUCCAGAUCAUGGUGAACCACCGCAAUGGGGAAAACGGAGCCCAGUACACCACCAUCCAGUCCAUGGUGAAGUACGAGCUCGACAACGGCCUCGUGGACCUCACCAAGCGGGGCAGUUUCCCGGAGUCGGGCUGCCGAACGCUGUUGAGACUGCACCGGGCCCUGCGCUGGCUGGAGCUCUUCCUGGAGCGCCUGCGCACCAGCACGGAAGAUGGCAAGACCUCUGUCAUGUGCUCGGAGGCCUACAACGAGUCUCUCGCCCAGUUCCACCCCUGGAUCAUCCGCAAGGCCUCCGGCGUGGCCUUCUGCGCCCUUCCCGGGCGCCCCACUUUCUUUGAGGUCAUGAACGUGGGCCCCCCGGAGCAGGUUGUAGCCAUGUUGGGAGAUGCUUUGCCCCUCAUCUCUGAGGUGUACCAGUUGACACAGGACCUGUAUUCCCAACACAAUCUUCUAGAUAUACCGUAGAGGUGUGACUGUAAAUUACCUAUGCAUGUAUCAGCUUUAUCUUUCAGAAUACAUUUUAAUCCUACUGAUGUAGGCCACACCACGUUAAAUGUGGUGUGUGUACAGAUUAUAUCAUAAACCUUGUGUAAUUUUAUUGUUGUUUUCUAUGAAGUCAUUCUCACUGGACUUAGGUACCUAGUUAACAUGAGUCACUAGCCAGCCUAUGAUGACUGAUUGUUUUGUUUUGCUGCUGGUCUAAGAAGGCUGUAGAUGCAGAUGAUGGUCUUUUACUGAAAGCCUCUGGUGCAGACUGAAAUUAAGUGCAGUGUAUGUUGCCCUUAGCUUUCAGUUACACAUUUAAGGAAAUGUUUCUUUUGAUUUUCAUGCAUUUAUUUCAAUGACCACCUACACUAUGACCAAAAGUAUAUGGACACACUUGGUCUUCGGCUGUUUUUCAUGGUUUGGAAUAGGCCCCUUGGUUCCAGUGAUGGAAAAUCUUAAUACAAUGCCAUUAUAGGUGAUUUGGUGCUUGCAAUUCAGAUUGAACUGCAAGUCAGGCCUAAUUAUAGCAGCAAAGGGUGGACCAACUCCAUAUUAAUGCCCAUAAUUUUGAAUGAGAUGUUGGAUGUCAGGAAUCCACAUACUUUUGGCCAUGUAGUGUAGCUCUUACUUUUAUGUCAGAAAGGGGAAAAUGAAAGGUUAAGGUCAAAUGGUGUCAGGACCUUAGUCUUUCUACAAUUAUAUUUUUUAAAUUACAAUUAUCAGUUUAUUUGGGGUUUAAUUACAAAUCGAUCUCUUUUGUUUAACGUUUUUUGACAGUGUUCCUCAACUUGCAUUAUGGUUCUGCACAUGGUGUCACAGCAGGAGGCUGUGCCAUGCUGAAGACUUAGAGCAGCUGCCAUUUGCAUCCAGGACAUUUAUGUAUAGAAUACAAAUAAUUAUCGACUAGCAAGCAAGUGUACUGAGAGUUUACUGGUUUACUUUAAGGCUUGCUAUUUUCAUGCUAGCUUGCACUGAGGUUUAAAAUACAAAACCUUAUAUUGGACAUACAAAAUAAUCUGCUAACAUGCUGCUUGGUCCUUUCUUUAUGCUUACAUCCCUGUCAUGCACUGCAUAAAAUAAACAUCUGCAUUCUUGUCAAAGCACAAUCAAUUCCUAAACUUCUGCUGACAUGUGUUCGUUCAACAACAUAACGCUACAGCCAUGGCACAAGACAGUCAUUUUGUCUUACCGUCGCUAAUGUUCUAAUACCUACUGCUAGCUUCUCAUUCACAAAUGUGUUACUUCAGCUUAGACUAUGAACGAUUAUACAGUGUAGGCAGUAAGGCUCAUAAUGCAUUGGCUUGCUUGUGUGGCAGAACCAAACAUGACCAAUACAGGAAAGAGAAGUUCUACCUUGCUAGUACUGGGGUAUCUGAUAAACCUGACUUUGUUAAAGUUGGGGACAACAAAUUGUGAACCAUUGUGUCCAUUCUUGUUGCUUCCAAGCUUGCAAAGGGAACAUCUGGGAACGUAAAGGAAUUUUUUUUAAAAAUGUGUUAAUAUUGUUUGCGCAUCACUUUGUGUUACAAUUGUUGUCCAUAUAUAUAGCCCUAUAGCAUCCUCUGACAGGAAGCUUUUUUUUUUUCCCAAUUCAGUUUAGGUUUGUUAUAAAAGGUUCACCUUUCUUUGAGCAAACCCAGUACAGAUGCCGAAUAUUUAGGAAAAAUCGUUUCUAAAACUCCAGGUACAGAACACUGUUUAAGUGAAUGGGGAAUGCCUCCCACAGACACCUUGCUGUAUAGUUUGCAGGGACACCUGCUGUAGCAUCAGUUCAGACCCUUAAUACUUGAGUCAAGGAUGUUAUGUUUUAAGUAACUGUGUCACAGGUUCUGACCUGCCAUUUACGUAAGGGAAUUAUGUAAUUGUACAAGUAUGCAUAAUUUUGUAACAAAAUCCAAAAUCAAGUGUAACUGAAAAUAUGCUGCUCAAUUCACAUCAAUUGAACAUAUUAACUUUUUAAAAAAGCUAUUAAUAUACAUUUUUUUUUUUUUUACUGUAGGCAAUUUUUUUUUGUGCUUUAGUGGUAUUUUGAGCGAAGUUUUGGGCUGCAAAGAAACUGACAUGAUCUCAUUGACCAAGUCGUGCUGUUCAGCUGACAUCCACAAGAGGUCUAUAUACAUUAAUGAAUAAAAAAAAUUAAAGUGUUA